CUCAGAGACUGAUGCUGUAAACAAACAUUGAGGUUUCGACACUCGGUCGAUAUUAAUGAAAUCUAAAGAAUGGAAAUAAGGGUUCGGAUUAUUACACACAACCAUGUUUUAUUUUGUGUAUUUGUGGUGUUUAUUAUCGCUGGGUUGUUUCCGGCCGCAGCGAUUGACGUUUACACUCCAGCCGAGAUCUUUGUUGAGAACGGGACGUCAGCGACUCUGGCGUGUAGUUUUAAAUCUAAAGAGGUGGUCAGCAGCUCUGCUUCAGUAACGUGGUCAUUCCUUCUGGAGGGCAACACAGGAACCUCCACCUCAAUCUUCUAUUUCACAGGUGGGAAGCCUUUCACAGGCUCUGUCCCUCAGUUUGAAUCUCGUGUGGAGUGGGUCGGCGACAUGAACAAGAAGGACGCGUCCAUCCGCGUCAUGCAUAUGCAGUUUAAAGACAACGGGACGUUCAGCUGCGACGUGAAGAAUCCACCAGACAUCACCGGCCAACCGUCUGUCAUUAAAGUCAGAGUCGUCAUGAAAGAGUCCCUCCCUCACACCAGUACAGCGGUCAUCGUGGGUGGCGUGAUCGGCGCUGUGAUCGGGAUAAUCAUCAUCUCUGUCGUCACGUAUCUGAUUAUCAGACGGCACGAGCCCAGCCACGAUUACGAAGGCUGCACCUCUGUAGAGAGUGGCAGCUCACUGAACUCUCGGGUGGGGAAGAAGGAGUCCAGCACAGACAACUCACACUGCUCUAGUCCAUCUGCCGCACCUGUACAGGGGCCGGUGAUAUACGCUCAACUGGAUCAUUCCGGCAGCAAGAACUCCAGCUCUUUCCACAAGAUGGAGCCGGUGGUGUACGCUGACAUCCGUAAGAACUAGAGCCACAGGGGGCGGGGUUAUGUUAAUGAGCUUUGCAUGUGCA
Messenger RNA from Xyrauchen texanus (razorback sucker), 907 nucleotides. RefSeq names its product myelin protein zero-like protein 1. Gene Ontology annotation, cellular component: membrane; focal adhesion; cell surface. Lineage: Eukaryota; Metazoa; Chordata; Actinopteri; Cypriniformes; Catostomidae. The record is from RefSeq and is a predicted model, not a curated record. The transcript is spliced from 6 exons. The coding region runs from base 70 to 864 and encodes 264 amino acids.